Bombus impatiens (common eastern bumble bee) is the source of this 1542-nucleotide messenger RNA. RefSeq names its product alpha-ketoglutarate-dependent dioxygenase alkB homolog 7, mitochondrial. The transcript has 6 exons. Gene Ontology annotation, cellular component: mitochondrial matrix; membrane. The coding region runs from base 294 to 1421 and encodes 375 amino acids. Gene Ontology annotation, biological process: fatty acid metabolic process; DNA damage response. The record is from RefSeq and is a predicted model, not a curated record. Lineage: Eukaryota; Metazoa; Arthropoda; Insecta; Hymenoptera; Apidae.
UAUAUAUUAAUAAAUAUAUUUUUCACCUUCUAUUAAAUAAAAGUCAGUAUCGUACCCAGUAAUCCCUAGCAAUGUAGAUUGAAAAUUACUUCUUUAUGUAUUAAUAUCAUUGUUUCUGAAACAAUUAUAUUCAUCUUGUGGUAUAUGUAUUUACAUAUGUCAAAUGACCUAAGGACUAUAACAUUGGAUGAAUAUCCAUCUCUCUUAGGUGAUCGAUUGAACUUUAAUGUAUAUUAAAUCUUUAUCAUUCGUAGUCUAUAGGAUCCUAACCUAUUGAAAAAGGUGAAUGAAGGAUGAAAGUUAAAUUGAAUUUAUUCGUUUAUUUCAUAAAUAAAUAUUUCAAUUACAAUAAUGUGAUAUAUUAUUCGCAAUCGAAAACUCUGUUUGAUAAGACGGAGAUUAAUUUUAAAAAUUGGGAGGAAGAGCUAGAGAGAACGAUGCAAGUUCUCCCAAAUUUUAUCACAGUUGACGAAGAAAAGUCAUUAAUGGAAGAAAUUGAUCCUUAUGUGAGGAGACUAAAAUAUGAACAGUCGCAUUGGGAUGAUGCAAUACAUAAUUAUAGAGAAACGGAAAAAGGCAAAUGGAACAAUGAUAAUACAAAGAUAAUAAAUAGAAUUCGAGAGAAAGCAUUUUCUAAAGAUAUGUCUCAGAUUUCACUGAUACAUAUUUUAGACUUAGCACCAGAAGGAUGGAUAAAGCCACAUGUUGAUAGCAUUAGAUUCUGUGGAGAGAUUAUUGCUGGUUUAAGUUUAUUAACUGAUAGCGUAAUGAGACUAAAAAUGGUUGAUAAUGUAACUUUAUAUAAAGAUUUUCUAUUACCAAGAAGAUCUCUAUAUAUAAUGAGGCUAGUAUGCAGAAAGAUCAUUAAAAAUGGCAGUACAGGAAAUAGUUCAAUUUUGGCAUUUGUAACAUGUUAUACAUCAUGUGUCUUGUGGAUGAGAUACGGUAUGCUUAUUGGAGAUCGAUUUAUAUUGUUAGUGAAUGUUUUUGGCUCCAUACUCCAAGCAUCUUAUGUUUACAUAUUUAUUUUGUAUAGUGUACAAAAAUUUAAACCAAUAAAACAAAUGAUUGCAGCAACUUGCUUCCUUGGAGUUGUGUACUUUUAUAGUUUUUAUGAGGAAGACAGAGCAUUAGCUGCAAAAUAUGUUGGUUUCCUUAGUUGUAUAUUAACAGUAUUAUUUUUUGCAUCUCCAUUAAUGAUGUUGGCACAUGUGAUAAGAGUUAAAAGUACAGAAAGUUUACCAUUUCCCAUUAUCAUGGCUUCUUUAAUAGUUUCUUGUCAGUGGUUUGCAUAUGGUUGCCUUCUUAAUGAUCGAUUCAUACAAAUACCAAAUUUCUUAGGCUGUGUAUUAUCUGCAUUUCAACUUUGUUUCUUUUUAGUUUAUCAUAACGAUAAAUCUAAUGAGACUUACUUAAUAUAAUAUUAACAAAUAUAUGUCACGUAUUAUGUACUGUAAACAAAUAAAUAUAUUUUUUAACAUAUUGAUCAUAAAUUAAAAUACAUGAUUUGUACUCUCAAAGAGAAAUAUAUUUUUGAAAUAA